Molecule: messenger RNA, 507 nt
Organism: Didymosphaeria variabile
Lineage: Eukaryota; Fungi; Ascomycota; Dothideomycetes; Pleosporales; Didymosphaeriaceae
Exons: 2
Coding region: 1-507 (168 amino acids)
Molecular function (GO): heme binding; oxidoreductase activity, acting on paired donors, with incorporation or reduction of molecular oxygen; monooxygenase activity
Source: RefSeq, a predicted model, not a curated record
AUGGACGAAUCUGACCUUGGGUUACCUCACAUGGUCUCCCAGGACGAUUACUACGAUGGAAUGCUCAUUCCCAAGGGUAGUGUCAUUUGGGUAGCUAUAUGGGCGAUGCAUCAGGAUGAAGGUCUCUACGCAGACCCUGAAGUCUUCAACCCUGAUCGCUUUCUCCAGCACCCGAAGCUUGCCAACGAAUACGCCGUUGGCGGCGACAGUGAGGGUCGCGACCACUAUGGCUAUGGAGCUGGGCGCCGUCUCUGCCCUGGAAUCCAUUUGGCUGAACGUAGCAUGUGGCGGGUAGCUGCCAAGCUGUUGUGGGCGUUCGAAUUUGCGGAGCCAAUCGAUCCCGUUACCGGUAAAGUUAUUCCACUCGAUGUCAACGCGUACACGAGCGCAAAUCUUGUAAGACCUAUGGAAUUCAAGGUCAGAGUUAAGCCAAGGAGUGAUAAGCAUCUGAAGGUGAUGGAAGGAGAGUUGUCUGGGGCAAUAGAAUUCUUGAAGCAGUUCGAGUAG